Molecule: messenger RNA, 1485 nt
Organism: Lactuca saligna
Lineage: Eukaryota; Viridiplantae; Streptophyta; Magnoliopsida; Asterales; Asteraceae
Source: the annotation of a GenBank genome assembly
AUGGAUCAACUCAAACAAAUCCACGCCCAGACCAUCACCAUCGGACUUGCUCGAUUUACUUACAUAACCAGCAAGCUCUUAGCUUUCUCUGCAAUGUCCAACAUCGAUUAUGCUCACACAAUUUUGAACCAAACAAACACGCCUACUGUCUUCGAUUACAACUCUUUGAUAUUGGGUUACUCUAAAACCUCAAAACAAGAAAUGGGUAUUCUACUCUACACUCAAAUGCGAAACAAUCACAUCGAACCAAAUGCUCGUACUUUUCCUGUUUUGAUCAAAACAUGUGAUUGUAUAUCUUCGUUGCUUCAAGUGCAUGAACAUGUCGUCAAACUUGGGAACGUUUGUGAUGUUUAUGUGACUAGCUCGCUUAUUUAUAUGUAUUCGAAUCUCAAAGCUGUUGAAUUAGCUAUACAGGUGUUCGAAGAAAGCUUGUAUAAGAACGUGGUUUGUUGUACGAGUUUGAUAACCGGGUGUUUCAAUAACGGUCUUGUUGAUGUGGCAUGUAAGGUGUUCGACGAAAUGCCUGAAAGAAACGAUGUAUCAUAUAGUGCAAUGAUUUCUGGGCUUGUGAGAAACGAACUUUUCAACAAAGCAUUCGACUUGUUCCUCCAUUUGAAACACAGUUCUCUAGUGAAGCCCAAUAGGCCUCUUUUACUAACCAUCCUCACUGCAUGUGGUAAAAUCGGAGCCCUAGAAAUAGGCAAAAACAUCCACCAUCAAUUAACUGAAGAAUCUUUUACUUGUGACCUCGAGAUUGAUACUGCACUUCUAGAUUUCUAUGCUAAAUGUGGAGAGAUAGAGAAAGCUGAAGACAUAUUCAUCAAAAUGCCUUACAAAGAUGUUGCUACAUGGAGUUCCAUGGUCAUGGGGUUAGCCACAAAUGGGAGAAAUGAAUCAGCAAUCGAGCUUUUUGAAGAGAUGACACAUAAAGGAUAUGUUCCUAAUGAGAUUACAUUCAUUUCUGUUCUUGUUGCUUGUAAUCACAAAUCUUUAGUGACAAAAGCAUGGUGUUUACUUGGAAAAAUGUUCAAAGUUUUUGGCAUUCAACCAGGAAUUGAGCAUUAUGGAUGCAUGGUUGAUGUAUUGGCUAGAUCUGGACAACUGAAAGGAGCUGAAAUACUUAUAAAUUUGAUGCCAAUGGAACCUGAUGAAGCUAUUUGGGGAUCUUUUCUACAUGGGUGUUUAACACAUGGUGAAAUAUGUUUAGGAGAAAGAGUUGGAAAACGGUUGAUUGAACUUGAUCCUAAUCAUAGUGGAAGAUAUGUUGGUCUUGCUAAUAUGUAUGCGGAUAUUGGAAGGUGGGAAAAUGUGAUUAGAUUGAGGAAUAUGAUGGUGGAGAGAAAAGUCGAUAAUACCCCUAGUUGGAGUUUUAUCGAGGUUGAUGGUGUUGUUCACAAGUUUUUUGUUCAUGAUCAAUUUCAUCCUCGAGCAAAUGACCUUCGUGAAAUCCUACAAAUACUUAAUAAGUUAUCAAUGAAUCGGUAA